Molecule: messenger RNA, 1079 nt
Organism: Owenia fusiformis
Lineage: Eukaryota; Metazoa; Annelida; Polychaeta; Sabellida; Oweniidae
Source: the annotation of a GenBank genome assembly
GCCGAUUGAGCGUUUUUUUUUCAAUAGUGUAUUCAAUUUUGAACAAAAUACUCAGUCGGCCGGGCGCAGUAGUGAAAAUAGGAGCAAAUGUGACCUAAGUAUGUUUAUUGCAGUUGUACUUCAUAUGCAUAAAUGUAUUGACCAUGAGGGGUAUGUACUACAGGGGACCAUUUCAAAGUUUGUAACCGCAAGACACUAAUUCAAAUCACUCCAUUUUCCUGUUAGUGCAUCUGAAUGAUUUAUGUGUUAAAUCAACAGAAGCAAUCAUGGGUUCUUCAACUGCAGUACUAACGCAGCUUAUACAAGAUGCUGUCUUAAAACUAUGCACACAGAAUGUUGUUUUUACCAAGUCCUUAGAGAUUGAUGGGAUCAUAUGCGUAUCCCCUGGUGAUGAAGCUAAAGAAAUUGUUGUUAAAAUGCACAGAACAAUCAUGAAACCAGAGCCUGAACCACAACAAAUACCUCAGAGUUGGUCUUCACCUCAAUUAGCUGUAAACAAUAACCAAAUGAUGGACUAUUAUCCCCACACUGGCCCAGGGAAUCAGUCAGCACCAGCUUAUCAAGAGACAUUUCCAGGGGGGCAUAGGCGACCCCCACCUACAACUCCUCAACGUAAUAGAAAUACAAGCAUUAGAGACAAUAGUGCUAGACAUCAUGACUCACCUAAGCCACCACCAGUGUCAUAUUAUUCCCCACAUGAACCUCCCAGUACACCUAUAGCCACACAGAAAACCCCAGGAGGGCCUCUUAGUACCUCGGCCACAGAUAGUGUCAAAGUAAAAGAUGAACCAGAUAUUCCCAGUUCUAUCAAAAGUAUUAAACGAUCUCUUUCCAACGAUGAAACACAAGAUUCUCAAGAAGAAAUUGCUACCAAACAAGCAAAGUUAACUCCUGAAACACCAAGUGCUACUGAACAAAACACGGACAAUGUAAAUGUUAAACAAGAGCAAGAAGAACCUAUAACUAUAGAACUGGAUGAUGAUGAGGAAGAGGAUGGGGGAGGGGGUUAUGAUGAAGAUUCAACUGCGGGAGCGAGCUGGAUGGGAGACGACACGUUAGAUACUUCAGCUAAUAAUCAA